UGACUCCCGUCGAGUGACGAAAGCACGAGCGCAGGUGCACAGGCUGGGAACUGCAUCCAAACCACACCAAAUAAACCUCCUCUUACGAUGGCCUCAGCAAAUGAUGCUCGAUAUGGACAAAAAGAGUCUACGGAUCAGAACUUUGAUUACAUGUUUAAGAUCCUGAUCAUUGGUAACAGCAGUGUUGGAAAAACCAGUUUCCUGUUCCGCUAUGCUGAUGACUCCUUCACACCCGCCUUUGUCAGCACUGUCGGCAUAGACUUCAAAGUGAAGACCAUCUAUCGGAAUGAUAAGAGGAUAAAGCUCCAAAUAUGGGACACUGCUGGGCAGGAAAGGUACAGGACCAUCACCACUGCAUACUAUCGUGGAGCUAUGGGCUUCAUUCUUAUGUAUGACAUCACCAAUGAGGAUUCCUUUAAUGCCGUUCAGGACUGGUCGACCCAGAUUAAGACAUAUUCAUGGGACAAUGCUCAAGUGCUGCUGGUGGGAAAUAAGUGUGACAUGGAAGACGAGAGAGUGGUUGCUUCAGAGAGAGGAAGACAGCUGUCCGAACAGUUAGGCUUUGAGUAUUUUGAGGCCAGUGCCAAGGACAACAUCAACGUGAAGCAGGCAUUUGAGCGUCUGGUGGACAUAAUCUGUGACAGGAUGUCAGAGAACGUGGAGUCGGCGGAUCCGUCCGUCGUCGGUAACAAGCAGGGCCCUCAGCUUAAUGAGCAGCCACAACGCUCCAACAAGGACUGUGCUUGCUAAGGGUCGCUUUCAACCUCUCAACCAUUCCCCUGCAGAUUGAACAAUGGACCGCUCUACGAAGGAAGGCUUUGGUAAGAAGAGCUGAUGGGAUGCGGCUGAGAGCCCGUCUUCUCUCUGUCACUUUUGCGAGGUUGACAUCAGCGCGUUUGUGUUUUUCUGAUUAUGUUGGUAUCGGUAACCAAUGCUCCUCUCAUCUCUUAAUAAUUUAACUGAAUCUUUACAGUACUUUUUGACUAAAUUUCGGAAUAAUUAGAAGUAUAUUUUGUGUCAAAUGAAUUCCAACGUGAAAUGUUCAUGAGCAUUUUUAUGUACGUUUUGGGUUUCAUCAAAGUCAAAUUUACACAAAUAUCCCGAAUACAUUGCCAAGAGAUAUUUUAUUAUUUUGUAAACCGACCAAUAUACAGUUGGGACUGUAUACAGACUGUUGUGUGGAAACCAUCAGCAUAAAGGCUCAUCCCAAGAUAGGAAGUUUGAAUGAAUCCUACGCUUGAAUGUUUCGUAAAGUACUGUUUCGCUCUUUUAUUUAUUUUUUUAAAUUAAAGAGUGAAAACUGAAUGAAAACACUCAUUUACUCCCUAUUACUUUUAAAUAACAGCAGUUGUAUUUUGUAAAACAUAUUAUAUAAGAAAAAAUGGUAUAUGUGUAAUAAUAGAUGUAAUUAGGAAGAAAAGACUGAUGCGCUUAAUUGCUUCUUGUUUUUGUAAUGUGAAGGAAUUAAUGAAUUUAAGUGUUUUUUCAGUUACAUGUUCUGCUUUUACUCCAGUUCCUACACAUAGUGGACUCAAACUCCCCAUUUUACCAUGAAGUAAAAAGCGUGAGUGUUUGUGUGCAUGUUAGUAUGUCAUCCUAGUGUAGAUAUUUAGUUUCUACAAGCUGAAAACACAAUUAUACUUUAAUAAAGAGAAACUCCAUCAAAUAAUAGCA
Molecule: messenger RNA, 1674 nt
Organism: Rhinichthys klamathensis goyatoka
Lineage: Eukaryota; Metazoa; Chordata; Actinopteri; Cypriniformes; Leuciscidae
Gene: rab3aa
Product: RAB3A, member RAS oncogene family, a
Exons: 5
Coding region: 88-750 (220 amino acids)
Biological process (GO): axonogenesis; protein secretion; regulation of exocytosis
Cellular component (GO): endosome; plasma membrane; synaptic vesicle
Molecular function (GO): GTP binding; GTPase activity
Source: RefSeq, a predicted model, not a curated record